AUCAGUUCAGUGGGGUAAAGGUGAAGACCGCUGAUGCGGACAACAACAAACUGCACCUCGUCACUGUAUUGCGGGAUAAGAGACAAUUCUGCAGAGCGUGGAUGCAGAGGGCUUGAGUCAGCACAGACCGAAGGAGGGAGAAGAAAUGGCAAAUAAUUUGUCACAGUCGAUGCCUGAGCGGACUUUCCAGUACCAAAACAGCCUGCCGUCCCUGCCUGUCCCCUCGCUAGAGAGCAGCAUUACAAAGUACCUGGAUGCAGUUCGUCCAUUUGCAUCUGAGACAGAGUACAAGGCUACAUUAGACAUUGUGAAGAAAUUUCAAACGGGUGUUGGUAAAGAGCUGCAUCAGAAACUGCUGCAAAGAGCCAAGGCAAAGAAGAACUGGCUGGAAGAGUGGUGGUUAGAUGCUGCAUAUUUGGAAGUCCGCAUCCCUUCUCAGCUGAAUGUGAACUUUGGUGGCCCAGCACCCUACCUGGAGCACUGCUGGCCUGCCGCUGAGGGGACUCAUCUGCAGAGGGCGAGUAUAGCAACAUGGCAUACACUCCAGUACUGGAACCUCAUACGCACGGAGAGGCUGCCUCCACAGAAAGCUGGAAAAACACCAUUAGAUAUGGACCAAUUCAGAAUGCUGUUCUGCACUUGCAAAGUACCUGGAGUGAAGAAGGACACCAUUCUUAACUACUUUAAAACAGAGAGGGAAGGUCCAUGCCCAUCUCAUUUGGUGGUGAUGUGUCGUGGACGGAUCUUUACAUUUGAUGCACUCUGUGAUGGAAAAAUCCUCACUCCUCCAGAAAUACUCAGGCAGCUGAGCUAUGUAGAGAAAGUCUGCGAGGUAGAGGCUGAGGGAGAUGGAGUCAGCGCUCUCACAACAGAGGAGAGGACACGUUGGGCCAUGGCCAGGGAGCAUCUUAUAAACAUUGAUCCACACAAUGAGACCAUCCUGGAGACCAUUCAGAGCUGCCUGUUCAUCAUCUCUCUGGAUGAAGUGAAACCAUACUCCUCUGCAGAAAACUACACAAAUAUGGCUCUGGAGGCCCUUAAAGGAAACCCCACCAUCCGCUGGGGUGACAAAUCAUACAACUCUCUUGUGUUCUCAGACGGCACUUUUGGAUCCAAUUGUGAUCAUGCACCUUAUGAUGCCAUGGUUCUUGUGUCUUUGUGUUGGUAUGUGGACCAACAACUCAAAGCUACUGAAGGCAAAUGGAAGGGCACAGACGUAGUCAGACCCAUUCCCCCUCCAGAGGAGCUGGUGUUUAUUGUGGAUGAAAAAAUCCAAAGUGACGUUCGUCAGGCCAAACAGCAAUACCUAGAGUCUACACAGGACCUGCAAGUUGUGUGUUAUGCCUUCACAGCAUUUGGAAAAGCAGCCAUCAAAGAGAGGAAGCUGCAUCCAGACAUCUUUGUUCAGCUAGCAAUGCAGUUAGCAUACUUCAAACUGCAUAAAGGGCCUGGAAGUUGUUAUGAGACUGCAAUGACUCGUAAGUUCUACCAUGGCAGGACAGAGACCAUGCGACCCUGCACCCAGGAUGCUGUUAAUUGGUGUAAAGCGAUGAUGGACCCCAUGUGUGAUGUCAAUGCCAAGAGGAAAGCCAUGAUGCUCGCCUUCCUUAAACAUGACAAACUGAUGGCUGAAGCCCAGGAAGGAAAAGGUUUUGACCGGCAUCUUCUUGGGCUCUAUCUCAUUGCCAAAGAGGAGGGACGUCCCACUCCUGAUCUUUUCAUGGACCCCCUUUAUGCAAGAAGUGGUGGCGGAGGUAACUUCGUGCUGUCAUCCAGUUUGGUGGGCUACACCACAGUUUUGGGGGUUGUGGCUCCCAUGGUGCACCAUGGCUACGGCUUUUUCUACCGCAUCAGAGAUGACAGGAUUGUCAUCUCUAUCUCAGCGUGGAAAUCUUACCGUCAGACAGAUGCCGCAACUCUGUUCAACAACUUCAGCAGCUCAAUGCAUGAGAUGCUCCACCUGGCCACCACAUCUCAGCUAUAGGAAGUUACACUGAUAUUACCCAUUACAC
Cheilinus undulatus (humphead wrasse) is the source of this 2012-nucleotide messenger RNA. RefSeq names its product carnitine O-octanoyltransferase (gene crot). The coding region runs from base 146 to 1984 and encodes 612 amino acids. The transcript has 17 exons. Gene Ontology annotation, molecular function: carnitine O-octanoyltransferase activity. The record is from RefSeq and is a predicted model, not a curated record. Gene Ontology annotation, cellular component: peroxisome. NCBI's taxonomy places the organism in Eukaryota, Metazoa, Chordata, Actinopteri, Labriformes, Labridae.